CGCCGCGGGAGAAGGCGUCCGGGUUGUGCGGUUAUGCAAUGGUCACUGCAACAUGGCUCGCCCUUGAAUUGGAGCUUUUUAAGACUGACACAUGCGGGUACUGCAUCGUCUCUAAGCGGACUAUAAUUCCUUCUCUCCCGACAACUACAUAAGCAGACAAAAUUGCAAAGAUCUGCCCCGUGUCGAGUAUGACAGCCACGACCCGUGGCUCUCCAGUCGGAGGGAAUGACAACCAAGGCCAGGCUCCUGAUGGCCAGUCCCAGCCUCCCCUCCAGCAGAAUCAGACUUCCUCGCCUGAUUCUUCCAAUGAGAAUUCCCCGGCUACCCCCCCUGAUGAACAGGGUCAAGGUGAUGCCCCACCUCAACUUGAAGAUGAGGAACCCGCAUUUCCACAUACUGACCUGGCCAAGUUGGAUGACAUGAUUAACAGGCCCCGAUGGGUAGUUCCAGUUUUACCGAAAGGAGAAUUAGAAGUUCUUUUAGAAGCUGCUAUUGACCUUAGUAAAAAAGGCCUGGAUGUAAAAAGUGAAGCAUGUCAGCGUUUUUUCCGAGAUGGGCUAACAAUAUCUUUUACAAAAAUCCUUACGGAUGAGGCAGUGAGUGGAUGGAAGUUCGAAAUUCAUAGAUGCAUUAUUAACAACACUCAUCGUCUAGUAGAACUUUGUGUGGCCAAGUUGUCCCAAGACUGGUUCCCACUCCUAGAGCUUCUUGCCAUGGCCUUAAAUCCUCACUGCAAAUUCCAUAUCUACAAUGGUACACGUCCAUCCGAAACCGUUCCUGCAGGAGUUCAGUUGGCAGAAGAUGAACUCUAUGCCCGUCCUCCUGAUCCACGAUCACCAAAAGGUUGGCUUGUGGAUCUCAUCAAUAAAUUUGGCACAUUAAAUGGGUUCCAGAUCUUACACGAUCGCUUCAUUAGUGGCUCAGCAUUGAAUGUUCAGAUCAUUGCAGCUCUUAUUAAGCCAUUUGGACAGUGCUAUGAGUUUCUUACGCUACACACAGUGAAGAAAUACUUCCUUCCAAUUAUAGAAAUGGUUCCGCAGUUUUUAGAAAACUUAACUGAUGAUGAACUGAAAAAAGAAGCAAAGAAUGAAGCCAAAAAUGAUGCUUUGUCGAUGAUAAUCAAAUCGUUAAAGAACUUAGCUUCAAGGGUUCCGGGUCAAGAGGAAACUGUAAAAAAUUUAGAAAUAUUUAGAUUAAAAAUGAUACUUAGAUUGUUACAAAUAUCUUCUUUCAAUGGUAAAAUGAACGCACUAAAUGAAGUCAAUAAGGUGAUAUCUAGUGUGUCCUAUUAUACCCACCGGCACGGUAACCCAGAAGAAGAAGAAUGGCUCACCGCAGAAAGAAUGGCAGAAUGGAUACAACAGAACAACAUCUUAUCAAUUGUGCUACGAGAUAGUCUUCAUCAGCCUCAGUAUGUAGAAAAACUAGAAAAGAUACUUCGUUUUGUCAUUAAAGAAAAAGCCCUCACCUUACAAGACCUUGACAAUAUUUGGGCAGCACAGGCGGGAAAGCAUGAAGCUAUUGUAAAGAACGUACACGAUCUCCUGGCUAAACUGGCUUGGGAUUUCUCGCCCGAACAACUUGACCAUCUUUUUGAUUGCUUUAAGGCAAGUUGGACAAACGCCAGCAAAAAACAACGUGAAAAACUACUCGAGCUGAUCCGUCGACUCGCAGAAGAUGAUAAAGAUGGUGUGAUGGCUCACAAGGUUUUGAAUCUUCUGUGGAACUUGGCACAUAGUGAUGAUGUGCCCGUUGAUAUCAUGGACCAGGCUCUUAGUGCUCACAUUAAAAUCUUAGAUUAUAGUUGUUCACAGGAUCGAGACACACAAAAGAUCCAGUGGAUAGACCGUUUUAUAGAAGAGCUUCGCACAAAUGACAAAUGGGUGAUUCCUGCACUGAAACAAAUUAGAGAAAUUUGUAGCUUGUUUGGCGAAGCGCCACAAAACUUGAGUCAAACUCAACGAAGUCCCCACGUAUUUUAUCGUCACGAUUUAAUUAAUCAACUUCAGCACAAUCAUGCCCUGGUGACUCUGGUAGCAGAAAAUCUCUCUGCUUAUAUGGAAAGCAUGAGACAGUAUGCUAAAGAGCAUGGAGAAUAUGAUCCCCAAACUGUGAGACCAGGAAGUAGAUACAGUCAUGUACAAGAGGUCCAGGAAAGACUUAACUUUCUCCGAUUUUUAUUGAAGGAUGGUCAGCUGUGGCUCUGUGCACCUCAGGCGAAACAAAUAUGGAAAUGUUUAGCUGAAAAUGCAGUCUACCUUUGUGACCGUGAAGCCUGUUUUAAGUGGUAUUCUAAAUUGAUGGGGGACGAGCCAGACUUAGACCCUGACAUCAAUAAGGACUUCUUUGAAAAUAAUGUGCUGCAGCUUGAUCCUUCCCUACUAACAGAAAACGGGAUGAAAUGUUUUGAGCGAUUUUUCAAAGCGGUGAACUGUCGAGAAGGGAAGCUGGUCGCCAAGAGGCGGGCCUAUAUGAUGGAUGAUUUGGAAUUAAUAGGUUUAGAUUACCUCUGGAGGGUUGUGAUUCAGGGAAAUGAUGACAUUGCCAACAGAGCAAUAGAUCUUCUUAAAGAGAUCUACACUAACCUUGGACCAAGGUUACAAGUUAACCAGGUAGUGAUCCAUGAAGACUUUAUUCAGUCCUGCUUUGAUCGCUUGAAGGCCUCUUAUGAUACCUUGUGUGUGUUGGAUGGUGACAAAGACAGUAUUAAUUGCGCAAGGCAAGAAGCGAUACGGAUGGUGCGAGUGUUGACUGUUUUAAGAGAGUAUAUAAAUGAAUGUGACAGUGAUUACCAUGAAGAAAGGACCAUUUUGCCUAUGUCAAGAGCAUUUCGUGGUAAACACAUCACUUUGGUAGUUCGUUUUCCAAACCAAGGCCGGCAGGUAGAAGAUCUGGACAUUUGGUCUCACACAAAUGACACAAUUGGUUCAGUGCGGCGAUGUAUUCUCAAUCGUAUUAAAGCUAAUAGCGCCCAUACAAAAAUAGAACUCUUUAUUGGUGGUGAACUGGUAGAUCCUGCAGAUGAUAGGAAAUUAAUUGGACAACUAAACCUCAAAGAUAAAACGCUAAUUACAGCCAAACUCACGCAGAUAAGUUCCAAUAUGCCUUCAAGCCCUGAUAGCUCUUCUGAUUCCUCAACUGGUUCUCCAGGCAACCAUGGCAAUCAUUAUAGUGAUGGCCCCAACCCAGAAGUAGAAAGCUGCCUACCUGGAGUGAUCAUGUCAAUGCAUCCGAGAUACAUCUCUUUCCUUUGGCAAGUUGCAGACUUGGGUAGCAGCCUGAGUAUGUCACCCCUAAGAGAUGGAGCAAGAGUGCUUAUGAAACUUAUGCCACCAGAUAACACUACAGUAGAAAAACUAAGAGCCAUUUGCUUAGACCAUGCGAAACUUGGAGAAAGCAGUCUUAGCCCAUCUCUUGAUUCACUUUUUUUUGGACCUUCUGCCUCACAAGUGCUAUAUUUGAUGGAGGUAGUUUAUGCCUUGUUAAUGCCUGCCAACGCACCCUUGGGUGAAGAUGCCAGUGACUUUCAAUUCAACUUCUUGAAAAGUGGAGGCUUGCCUCUCGUACUGAGCAUGCUGACAAGAAAUAACUUCCUGCCAAGCGCAGAUAAAGAAACGCGAAGGGGUGCCUACCUGAACGCUCUAAAAAUAGCCAAAUUGUUACUUACCGCCGUCGGUUAUGGCCACGUACGAGCUGUAGCCGAAGCUUGCCAGCCAGCUGUGGAAGGCACAAGUCCCUUGUCACCGAUAAACCAGGCAACCCAUGAUCAAGCAGUGGUGCUACAAAAUGCCCUUCAGAACAUUCCUAAUCCAACAUCUGAGUGCAUGCUUAGAAAUGUGGCAAUUCGGCUCGCCCAACAAAUAUCCGAUGAGGCUUCAAAAUACAUCCCUGAUAUCUGUGUAAUUAGAGCAGUGCAAAAAAUUGUCUGGGCAUCAGGCUGUGGGUCAGUGCAGCUUGUGUUUAGUGCAAAUGAAGAUAUUAGUAAAAUUUAUGAAAAGACCAAUGCAGGCCACGAACCUGACAUGGAAGACGAACAAGUGUGUUGCGAAGCAUUGGAAGUGAUGACACUCUGCUUCGCUCUUAUCCCAACAGCCCUGGAUGCACUUAGUAAAGAGAAAGCUUGGCAGACUUUUAUCAUUGACUUGUUAUUGCACUGUCACAGCAAAACCGUUCGUCAGAUGGCACAGGAGCAGUUCUUUUUAAUGGCUACAAGGUGCUGCAUGGGACAUAGGCCUCUGCUUUUCUUCAUUACUCUGCUGUUUACUGUUUUAGGGAGCACAGCUAGAGAGAGAGCUAAGCAUUCGGGAGACUACUUCACUCUGUUAAGGCACCUUCUUAAUUAUGCUUACAAUAGUAAUAUAAACGUACCCAAUGCUGAAGUCCUUCUCAAUAAUGAAAUUGACUGGCUUAAACGGAUUAGGGAUGAAGUUAAAAGAACAGGGGAAACGGGUGUUGAAGAGACAAUCCUCGAAGGACACCUAGGAGUCACAAAAGAACUGUUGGCCUUUCAAACCCCAGAGAAGAAAUAUCAUAUUGGGUGUGAAAAAGGAGGUGCUAAUCUCAUUAAAGAAUUGAUAGAUGACUUCAUCUUUCCUGCAUCCAAUGUUUACUUGCAGUACAUGAGGAAUGGAGAACUGCCGGCUGAACAGGCUAUACCAGUUUGCAGUUCACCAGCCACCAUCAAUGCUGGUUUUGAGCUGCUAGUAGCACUAGCAGUUGGUUGCGUGAGGAAUCUCAAACAAAUAGUAGACACUCUGACUGAGAUGUAUUACAUAGGUACAGCAAUAACGACUUGUGAAGCACUUACAGAAUGGGAAUACCUACCACCCGUGGGGCCUCGUCCACCCAAGGGAUUUGUGGGGUUAAAAAACGCCGGGGCUACUUGUUACAUGAAUUCUGUGAUCCAGCAGCUGUACAUGAUUCCUGCCAUUCGGAAUGGGAUUCUUGCAAUCGAAGGCACAGGCAGUGAUGUAGACGAUGAUAUGUCUGGGGAUGAGAAGCAGGAAAAUGAGAAUAAUGUUGAUCCUCGGGAUGAUGUAUUUGGAUAUCCUCAUCAGUAUGAAGACAAACCAGCGUUAAGUAAAACAGAAGAUAGAAAAGAAUACAAUAUUGGAGUAUUAAGGCAUCUCCAGGUCAUCUUUGGUCACUUAGCAGCUUCCAGACUGCAGUACUAUGUCCCAAGAGGUUUUUGGAAACAAUUCAGGCUUUGGGGUGAGCCUGUUAAUCUCCGUGAGCAACAUGACGCUUUAGAAUUUUUUAAUUCGUUGGUAGACAGUUUAGAUGAAGCAUUAAAAGCUUUGGGACAUCCUGCCAUGCUAAGUAAAGUUUUAGGAGGCUCCUUUGCUGAUCAGAAGAUUUGCCAAGGCUGCCCUCAUAGGUACGAAUGUGAAGAAUCAUUUACAACUCUGAAUGUAGAUAUUAGAAAUCACCAAAACCUCCUUGAUUCUUUGGAACAGUAUGUCAAAGGAGACUUACUGGAAGGUGCAAAUGCAUAUCAUUGUGAAAAAUGCAACAAAAAGGUUGAUACAGUAAAGCGCCUCCUAAUUAAGAAGUUGCCUCCAGUUCUUGCAAUCCAGCUGAAACGAUUUGACUAUGACUGGGAAAGGGAAUGUGCAAUCAAGUUCAAUGACUACUUUGAAUUUCCCCGCGAGUUGGACAUGGAGCCCUACACCGUGGCAGGGGUGGCCAAGCUAGAAGGUGAUGACGUGAACCCCGAAAACCAGCUGAUACAACAGAACGAGCAGUCGGAAAACGAACCCUCAGGGAGCACCAAAUACAGGCUGGUUGGGGUGCUCGUCCACAGCGGUCAGGCAAGCGGGGGACAUUACUAUUCUUACAUCAUUCAGAGGAAUGGUGGCGAUGGGGAGAAGAAUCGCUGGUAUAAAUUUGACGACGGCGACGUAACGGAGUGCAAGAUGGAUGACGACGAGGAGAUGAAAAACCAGUGUUUUGGUGGCGAAUAUAUGGGGGAGGUGUUCGAUCACAUGAUGAAGCGCAUGUCCUAUAGGCGCCAGAAGAGAUGGUGGAAUGCCUACAUUCUUUUUUAUGAACGGAUGGACACGGUAGACAAAGACAACGAGCUGAUAAAAUACAUUUCCGAGCUAUCCGUCAGCAGUAAACCCCACCAGAUUAAAAUGCCAUCGGCCAUCGAGAGGAGCGUGCGCAAGCAAAAUGUGCAGUUCAUGCAUAACCGGAUGCAAUACAGUCUAGAGUAUUUCCAGUUUGUGAAAAAACUGCUUACUUGUAACAGUCUCUACUUAAACCCCCCUCCAGGGCAAGAUAAUCUGUUGCCAGAAGCAGAAGAAAUAACUAUGAUUAGUAUUCAGCUUGCUGCUAGAUUCCUCUUCACCACAGGAUUUCACACAAAGAAAAUAGUCCGUGGCCCUGCCAGUGACUGGUAUGAUGCAUUGUGUAUCCUUCUCCGUCACAGCAAGAAUGUACGCUUUUGGUUUGCACACAAUGUCCUUUUUAAUGUUUCAAAUCGCUUCUCUGAGUACCUUCUGGAGUGCCCUAGUGCCGAAGUGAGAGGUGCCUUCGCAAAACUUAUCGUAUUUAUUGCACACUUUUCGCUGCAAGAUGGGCCAUGUCCUUCACCUUUUGCUUCUCCUGGACCUUCCAGUCAGGCUUACGAUAACUUGAGUUUGAGUGAUCAUUUACUGAGAGCGGUACUAAAUCUUCUGAGAAGAGAAGUGUCCGAGCACGGGCGCCAUUUGCAACAGUAUUUCAAUCUGUUUGUAAUGUAUGCCAAUCUAGGUGUAGCAGAAAAGACACAGCUGCUGAAACUAAGCGUGCCUGCCACAUUUAUGCUUGUGGCUCUCGAUGAAGGUCCCGGUCCUCCGAUCAAAUAUCAGUAUGCCGAACUGGGCAAGUUGUACACCGUGGUGUCACAACUGCUCCGUUGUUGCAAUGUAUCAUCUCGGAUGCAGUCUUCAAUCAAUGGUAAUCCCCCUCUUUCCAACCCUUACGGUGAUCCUAACUUAUCUCAACCCAUUAUGGCACUUCAGCAGAAUGUGGCAGACAUUUUGUUUGUAAGAACAAGUUAUGUGAAGAAAAUUAUUGAAGACUGCAGUAACUCAGAGGAAACUGUCAAAUUGCUUCGCUUUUGCUGCUGGGAGAAUCCUCAGUUCUCUUCUACCGUCCUCAGUGAACUUCUCUGGCAGGUUGCAUAUUCAUACACCUAUGAACUUCGACCCUAUUUGGAUCUACUUUUGCAGAUCUUGUUAAUUGAGGACUCUUGGCAAACUCACAGAAUUCAUAAUGCACUUAAAGGAAUCCCUGAUGACCGGGAUGGGCUAUUUGACACCAUCCAGCGAUCCAAGAAUCAUUAUCAGAAAAGAGCUUACCAGUGUAUAAAGUGCAUGGUAGCUCUCUUCAGCAACUGUCCGGUGGCUUACCAAAUCCUACAGAGCAAUGGAGAUCUGAAAAGAAAAUGGACCUGGGCAGUGGAGUGGCUUGGAGAUGAACUUGAGCGAAGACCGUAUACUGGCAAUCCACAGUAUACCUAUAACAACUGGUCGCCACCCGUGCAGAGCAAUGAGACUUCAAAUGGCUACUUCUUGGAGAGAUCACACAGUGCUAGGAUGACCCUUGCAAAAGCAUGUGAACUCUGUCCGGAGGAGGUUAUCGGGUCUGAAAUCUCAGGACCAAGGCUUGCCCGUCGUUCUGAACAGGAGACGCCAGCCUCCCUAACUGAACCGGAUGACCAAGAGGCCCCAGAUGAACACGAGUCCUCUCCACCAGAAGAUGCGCCAUUAUAUCCCCAUUCCCCUGGAUCCCAGUAUCAGCAGAAUAACCAUGUUCAUGGACAGCCAUAUACCGGCCCGGCAGCACAUCACAUGAACAACCCUCAAAGAACUGGCCAACGAGCACAAGAAAAUUUUGAAGGCAAUGAAGAUGUUUCCCCGCCCCAGACAAAAGAUUAGUGAAAUGCACAUACGUAAUUAACUGGCUCCAUCAAGACUGUGCACCCAGGCCUUACAGUCCAACCUUUUUCCGUGUCUGGCUAAUAUUUAAAACUAGAAAAAACUAUUCCUAAUCAACAUGGAGUGGAGAGUCUAUUCACUGUCUUAUCUGCAGAAAUUUGCUGUCAAUAUAUAACCCGCCUGCAGUGGAAAGUGUAUAGUGUUUUGUAAUAAAUGGCCUGAUGCUAAUGUGUAAAUGGCAAAGGUGUAUAUAGUAUAUUAAUGUUUGACUGUUAAUUCUUAAGCAAGAAACUUUUUUUUUUGUCUUGACGAGACUCACAGAUCUACGGAAACAAACAAAAAAUUAAUUUCUCCAUCUAUCAGCUGCACUCAGCAACCAGUGUUGCCUGCCUCACGGCAGUUGGAUCUACUCCUUACAAAAAAAACAAAAAAAAAAAAGGCUCAUCCAUGUCAGCUACAUCAAUAGUUUCAUGUUAAUUCUAGACCACUGGAGUCGAUUUCACUAUGAGCAACGUAACGGCUGGUAACCUUUUAAUUAUUUGGUUGAUGUGGAAAAUUGGUGAUGUAACAUUGUUUCUAGAUCUUUUUUCAUUGCCUUUUUCAUUCUGGUAUUAGGUUAAUCACUUUGGAGCUAUAGUUAUGCUGUAACAUUUAGCAUGGCUUCACACCAUGUUAGUGUAGCCAACGAGGAAAACACAGUACCAUAAUGACAGUAGUUGCCCCAAGGAGACAACUGCAUCACUCAGAGCUUUUUCUCCUUACACCUAGAAUAUUAAAAAACGAGGG
Messenger RNA from Tachyglossus aculeatus (Australian echidna), 8708 nucleotides. It is a transcript of the gene USP9X, whose product is annotated as ubiquitin specific peptidase 9 X-linked. The transcript is spliced from 46 exons. Gene Ontology annotation, cellular component: nucleus; cytosol. The coding region runs from base 189 to 7922 and encodes 2577 amino acids. Gene Ontology annotation, molecular function: cysteine-type deubiquitinase activity; cysteine-type endopeptidase activity. The record is from RefSeq and is a predicted model, not a curated record. NCBI's taxonomy places the organism in Eukaryota, Metazoa, Chordata, Mammalia, Monotremata, Tachyglossidae. Gene Ontology annotation, biological process: cell migration; protein deubiquitination.